GUCCCCAUAGCCCCAACCCUCGGCCCCAGCACAGCCCCAGCGCCGGCCCCACAGCCCCCGCCGCCCGCGGGCCGCCCCGCAUUGUCCGGGGGCAGCGGCAGGAUGGGGGUCCCCGCACGGCCGCCCCCCCCCGGGCUGCGUUAAGGCCCGUCGGUAUGAGGAGGUCUGUCGAAGAUGCACUGGUCACCAGAGCAUGCCCAGUCCCUGAACCAGUGGCCAGAGCAGCACCUCGACGUCUCCUCCACCACCUCCUCACCAGCCCACAAGUCCGACCUCUACCCCAGCACCCGCCAGCGCUUCAACUACGCCUGGGCCAACGACGACAUCUCAGCGCUCACCGCCUCCAACCUCCUCAAGAGGUACGCCGAGAAGUACUCGGGGGUGUUGGAUGCGCCCUACGAGCGCCCAGCGCUGAGCGGCUAUGGGGAUGGUGCCUUCGGGCCCGUUAACGGGCAGAAAGGGGAUGGGGAGCCCUGGCCUGUGCCUCACAGCUCCGACGGCACCUACCCACUGACACCCAUCCACGAUGGCCUCCCCGGUGCCAAGGCCGUGGUGCCGCCCGCCGUGCCGGCUGGUAGCGCUCCGCUGGGGCUCACCGGCUCCCCGGUGGUGUCGGCCAACCUCACUGAUCCCAUCUACGCUGGGAAUUCAUGCGGAGGAGCAGCUGGCUCCGGCGGGCUGGGCUCAUCUCAGGAGUACCCUGCGGGCUACGGCAGCACCUACUUGCCCUCUGGCUACUGCGGCCAGCCCAGCACAGCACUUGCCCCUCCGCACCCACCCGCCCUGCACAGUUCGGGGCUCCUGCAGCCCACACACCCCUCAUCCGCCCUGGUGCCGGGCUAUGGUUCCUCCGGCCCCGUCUACAACUACGCCUCGGGCAGCUAUGCCACACAGCCGGGCUACGGAGCCAUCCACCCGCCCCAUCCCUCCGCCUCCUACCUGCCCUCAGGCAUCGCAGCACCCACCCCGCUGCCAGCCCCCGGGCCCACCACUCGCCCAUCUGUGGUGCCAGCCUAUGGCUAUCAAGCCGCCGGGUUGGCUUCAUUGGCUGUGCCACCCCUGGGCACCGAGGCGACGGGCACCUUGAAGAGGAAAGCUUUUGAUAUCUCAGGCGGGGAGGAUGAAGCAGAGGGCAGAUACCGGAAAUACAGCUACGAGCAGCCAAAGUCCCCCUACCCCAUGUCGGACAACGGUGAGUGCCGAGGCAAUGGCUUCCCCAGUGCCAGCAAGCGGCCGGCAGGCAGUGCUGAGGAGCACAGCAGUAAAUACGGUGGGCAGGCGAUGAAGAGCGUGGUCUCACCACCCUACGGAGCUGGGGAGGCCCCACUGCGACCCACGGAGUCCUUUGAGAAGUUCAGCCCUCCCCUUGCCAAUGGGGAGCGGGCGGCCGAGCCGGGACACCCCUUCCCGUUGAGGCUGCCACCCAAAGCGCCCGUCUUCAGCAGCCAACCAGUGGAGGAGCAACCCAAAAACGUUGACCCACUGGUGCUGGAGUUGGUGAACACCAAGAUCGUGGAGCGUGGGCCGCCCGUGCAGUGGACGGACAUCGCCGGGCAGGUCUCCAUCAAAGCAGCCAUUGAGGAGGAGCUGGUGUGGCCCAUCCUACGGCCUGGUGCCUACACCGGGGCGAGCAGGCUGCCCCGAACCAUCCUUCUGUUUGGGCCACGCGGCACUGGGAAGACCCUCCUGAGCCGCUGCAUCUCCACCCAGCUGGGCUCCACGCUGCUGAAGCUCAGCGCCACCGCCCUGCUCACCACCUGGAAAGCCGAAGCCGAGAAGAUCCUCCAGACCGUCUUCUUUGUGGCCAAGUGCCGGCAGCCCUCAGUGGUGCUCAUCAUGGAGGUGGAGUCCUUGCUGGUGGCCCAGGAUGGCAGCCAGGCUGGAAACCUCAAGUCGCAGCUCCUCUCCUACCUGGACAACGUAGCUACCUCGGCCGAGCAGAACGUGGUCAUCAUAGGGACCACCUCACGGCCCGGCAGCAUGGAUGAAGCUUCCCACCGGCGCUUUGCCAAGCGCUUCUACAUCUCCCCACCAGACAGCAUUGCCCGGCGGCAGAUCCUCCACCAUGCCCUGGCUCAGCAGAGCUCCUGCCUGAGCGAGCGGGAGAUGGCCUCCCUGGUACAGCACACUGAGAGCUUCUCGGGCAGCGAGCUGAUCCAGCUCUGCCAGCACGCCGGGGCCACCACGCUGCACGGCUUGCCGGGCCAGAUCCAACCCACCUCCUACAAGGACUUUGAGAAGGCCUUUUGCAAGGUCCGCCCCGCCGCCUCACAGAAGGAGCUGGACUUGUUUGCCGAGUGGGAUAAGAUGUAUGGGUCCAGGCACUGACCGGGAAGACCCGGCGACAACCAAUAUACCUCUUUCUUAGGGUUUCUGAUAGGACUGGGCCUUUUUGGUCCUUUGUUUUUCUGAAGCAGUUGCUCGUUGAACUCAGGAUAACCUAUUUAUUGUUCACCCGCCUCCCCUUGCAGCCGUUUCCAGACCAGCGGUCACAGAACCGUAGAACCAUAGGAUCAUAGAACCAUAAAAUUGGUUGAGUUGGAAGGGAACCUUAAGCGUCAUCCAGUGUGACUCCCAUGCCGUGAGCAUCCACAUCUCGGUCAUAGAACCAUAGAGUUGGUUGAGUUGGAAGGGAACCUUAAGGGUCACCCACUCCAACUCCUGUGCAGGGGACAUCCAGAUCUCAGUCAUAGAACCAGAGAAUUGUUGAGUUGGAAGGCACUCUCAAAGGUCAGCCGGUGCAAUUCCAAUGCCAUGAACAUCCACAUCUCCAUCGUAGAACCAUAGAAUUGGGUGAGUUGGAAGGGACCCCUAAGGGUCAUCCAGUACAACUCCCAUGUAAUGAACAUCCACAUCUCAAUCACAGAACCAUAGAAUCAGUUGAGUUGGAAGAGAACCUUAAGGGUCAUCCACUCCAACUCCCAUGCAGUGGACAUCCACAGCUCGAUCGCGUUGCUCAAAUGCAAUGAGCAGAGCUGAAAAGACACACCACAACUGAAGCUUUCUGUGGAUCAAUGCACAAGUCCCUGUGCCUGUGUGCAGAGGUUUUCCUUCUUCUCACUUACUCCCAACCAAAACAUUGACUACAGCGAUGGAGGAAGCGGCACAGGGAGGGGUAGGCGGGGGGAUCGCAGAACCCAGGGCUUUGGAGUAAAAUGCUGUAGAUUGUUUAAUAUACUAGACUUUGUUUUUAUUUUUGUAAGGUAUGUAGGUUUUUUUUUUUUUUUUUGGUGUUUUUGUUUUGUUUUGUUUUUCUUUUUAACUACUCAGGAAAUGAAUUACCUCAGCAUUAAAAAAAAAAAAAAAAAGAAAGAAAGAAAAAAAGAAAGAAAAAAAAAGGAAAAAAAAAGGAAACAAAAAAAAAGAAUGCGUUUUUCAAAACUCUUUUAAUCUUCUCAGAAAUGAAAAAAAAAAAAAAACAGAGAGAGAUUUUAAGGGUUUGCAGAGGUCAGACAAAGCUGCCUCAUGCAUUUGCUUCCAAAAAAAAAAAAAAAAAAGGGUGACAGAAAGAAGAAGAAAAGAAAAAAAAAAAAGGAAAAAUAAAACCAAACCCCAUAACAAAACUUGAAGCUGUUACAAAGAUGAAAGUUGAAUGUAUUUCGGGUGCUUCUCACAUUUGCUAUGCCAUCGUUUUCUUUCCGUGGCGUUUCGCUUUGCUUUCGUUCCCGUUGCCCUCAUGGCGUUGGGUGGAGGUCGUUGUAGGGCCGUGGCUUUGGAGCUGUUCCCAGCACCACUUUUUGGCUCUGUCUUUCUCCCUUCUUGACGCCCCAUCUGGUUGGGUCGUCGUGUUUCGCUUUCCUUUCGUUUCGUUGGGUUGUUUUGUUUUAUUUUCUGCUUAAAAAAAAUAAUAAUAAUAAUAAUGUGGGGUUUUUUUUAGUGCUAUGUACUGUGUUUGGGAGUCGGUCUCCCCCCGAACCUCAGGGUCUGCGCACGCAGAGCAGGAGAAGAGCAUUGGGGACAUGGGGUGCUCCCACCCCGCAGUGCUCAGGAUGCCAAAGGAGCCAAUUUUGGGGGCCUUUUCCCCAGUUUUUCUCAUUUUCCCAUUGAAGUGUGCACGGGAGCACGUGCACAAAGGGCAUUAAUGGGGAUGCACCUCCGCCUCCUCCCCAUCUCCUCCAAAAAGUGGUACUGGGUUCCUGAAGAAUUUUUUGUUUGUUUGUUAAUUAUUAUUAUUAAUUAUCAUUAUUUGACUUUGUACACUCUCUGUAACCAUUUCUACCUCAUUUUGCAACGUAUUGUACAUGAAAAUAUUUAAUUCAUGUCUUAUUGAUGUCUGAAAAUAAGAAAUGCUUUUGAGCUGUAAUGGUCUACCUCAAGAAAUACUGUAUUUUAAAAAGAAGAGUAUUACACAGUAUUAAAGAGAUUACACGAAAACCCUCUGGAGAGCCCAUGGUUUUGGCACCAGCUUUUACCCAAUCCCAUCAUUUCCAGCCCCAAACUGGGGGUAUGGGUGGCUGGGAGUGCACGGGGGGACAGGGGGACAUUGUGGGGGACAGAGGGGGCAUGGAGAGCACCAUAGGAGGAGAAAGCACCGCAGUGAGGGGCAGUGGAUGGGGGUCCAGGUGUGUCUCAUUCCUUGUUAGUGGUGCUUUGGGGGGUCCAGGUGUGCUCUGUCCCAUUAUUAGGAGAAAGCUGGGGGGUUCCAGAUGUACCCAUCCCCUCAUUAGGGGCUGUUGGGGGCCAGAUGAGUCUUGCCCCAUUACUGGAGCUGUCUGGGGGGUCCAAGUGUACCCCAAUCACUUGCUAGGGGUACUUUGGAGAGUCCAGGGGGGCCCCAUCCCAUUAAUGGGACAGCUUAAGGAGGAGGGAACAUGCCCCUUAUUAGAGGCAGUUGGGGCUCAGCUCUGCCCAUCCCCUCCAUAGGGGCAGUUUGGGUCCAGGUGUGCCCAUUCCUCAUUUGAGGGGGGUCCAGGUGUUCCGUAUGCCCUCAUUAGGGGCAGUUUGGGGGGAGGGGGUGAGUGUUGCAAAUGCAAAAGUAUGAGUGGAAAAACUGCUGCCCUACUGUGGGGCUGUGCUGGGAGCGCUGCGUAGGGAACAGCCUGAGCCGAUGGGAGGCGGCUGUAGCCGGAGCUGCAAUGCCACCUCGUGGUUAUGGCAGAUGGACGAACGGACAGAUGGACGGAUGAGACAUGAGUGGAUGGAUGGAUGGACAGACGGAUGGACAGACACUGCUAACAGUGGAGUAGGUGCCCUGAGGCACUUUGCAGGCAGCAUGAGGUUCUCGGCCCUUCCGUAGAAUACCCCAAGUUGGAUCCAUAAGGAUCACUGCACCCAGCUCCAGAGAGUGCACCCAAAAAUCAAACUCAGUGUCGGAGAGCAUUGACCAAAUGGUCCAUAAACAGUGGGUUUUGGUGCUGCUCUGUUGGAAAUGGAGCUCCUAUCCAGGUUGUCUCCGUGCUGGAUUUGGGGGAGCAAUGGGUCUGGGGCUGAGCUGAGUGCAGGAAAUGCUCAACACUGGGAAGGGACUGAGACGCAUCCCUGGAAUGUGCCACUCUGUGAUGUCAGCUGGGGACACUGCCAUGGCAAUGGGCACCGGAGUGAUGCUGGCACCUGCGGGGCUCGUCCUCCUGUUGAUGGCAGUGGGUGGACACUGUGAGGACACAGUGGCAGCCAACGUUGGCCGUCACACCAUGGCCCGCAUCGCCGCGCUGCUGUCCCCAUCUGAGUGCCGCCAGCUCCAGGAGCAGCUGAUGGGACCCAGCAAGGACACGAGGGGACCGGAGCAGAACCCAAAGGACGGCAGUCAUCCCCGCAUCCCACGCCAACGCCCCGGCUGCUCAGAGGCUCUACGGAGGUGGCUGGAAACAGAGGGAGAGGUGACAUCGUGGGACCAACUGGUCCGCAGCCUCCGCCGGAUCGGGCGCCCCGACAUCGCCCGAGAGCUGGGGAAAAACCUGAACCAGGACCGGAGCCUGGAGCUGCGCAGGAAUGUGGAGGAGUACGGCCGCAGCGUGCAGCACCUCACCUCCUCACUGCUGCUGCAGGGCGAGCAGCAUGGCAUGGCACGGAGCAGGAGGGGUGCGGGGGAUAUGGGGGAUCUGCGCUUCGAGAGGCGGCCGCCCCCUCCCUACACCCGCAGCCUUCUGGGCUGGGUGGGCCCCGUGCUCUUGGGUAUCCUCGGGGGGUUCAUCGCCUCCAUCCUCGUUGCUGUGAUCACUGUGUUUUCCUGUCACUGGGCACUGAGCUCGGUCACCUCCUGAGGUGGGGGUUCAACCAAACUGGAGCAUCACCAUCAGGUGCUGGUGGAAAAUGUACCAAUAAAGAGUUGUGGAGCGGA
Messenger RNA from Gallus gallus (chicken), 6277 nucleotides. RefSeq names its product fidgetin like 2 (gene FIGNL2). NCBI's taxonomy places the organism in Eukaryota, Metazoa, Chordata, Aves, Galliformes, Phasianidae. The record is from RefSeq and is a predicted model, not a curated record. The transcript has 2 exons. Gene Ontology annotation, molecular function: microtubule severing ATPase activity; ATP binding; ATP hydrolysis activity. The coding region runs from base 175 to 2328 and encodes 717 amino acids.